Molecule: messenger RNA, 1368 nt
Organism: Fusarium vanettenii 77-13-4
Lineage: Eukaryota; Fungi; Ascomycota; Sordariomycetes; Hypocreales; Nectriaceae
Exons: 4
Coding region: 1-1368 (455 amino acids)
Biological process (GO): tryptophanyl-tRNA aminoacylation
Cellular component (GO): cytoplasm
Molecular function (GO): tryptophan-tRNA ligase activity; ATP binding
Source: RefSeq, a predicted model, not a curated record
AUGGCUGAAGAGAACCCCCCCAAGACGGUCGUUCAAGACCAGGAUAUCAACCCCUGGUCUGUCGAGGGUGCGCAGGGCGAGAAUGGUGAAGUCGCUGCCAUCAACUACGACGCCAUCUGCAAGAAAUGGAACACUUCAAUCAUCAACCAGGAACUCCUCGAGCGGUUCGAGAGAGUGACGGGCAGGAAGCCGCACCGCUGGCUCCGACGCGGCCUCUUCUUCAGCCAUCGCGACUUUGACAAGAUCCUCACAAAGUACGAGCACGGCGAGCCCUUCUUCCUGUACACGGGCCGCGGACCCAGCACCGGCAGCCUCCACCUGGGCCACACGAUCCCCCUCGAGUUCACAAGAUGGCUGCAGGAGGUCUUUGACGUGCCCCUGGUCUUCAUGUUGACGGACGACGAAAAGGCCCUGUUCAAGGACAACCUGACGUUUGAGGAGACGCUGGCGUACGGCAUGGAGAAUGCGCGCGACAUUAUCGCUCUGGGUUUCGAUGUAAAGAAGACGUUUGUGUACAGUGAUCUCAAGUAUUUGAGUCAUCACUUCCUCAUGAACGCCUGGGAGUUUUCCAAGCUGGUCACCUUUAACCAGGUCCGAGGAGCCUUUGGCUUCAACGAGAGCACCAACAUUGGCAAGAUCUUCUUCCCAUCGGUGCAGUGCGUGGCUGCUUUCGCAACCUCGUACCCCGAGAUCUGGACCGACGACCCUUCUCCCGUCCGAACAAAGCAGCUCGGCAAGAUCCAGUGCCUCAUUCCCAUGGGCAUCGACCAGGAUCCCUACUUCCGCCUCCUUCGAGACAACUCGCACCGCAUGAAGAACCCUUCGCCAAAGCCUGCCCUGAUUCACUCCAAGUUCCUCACGGCGCUGCAGGGUGCGGGUGGCAAGAUGUCUUCUUCGAACCCCAACUCGGCUAUUUUCAUGACGGAUACUGCUAAGCAGAUCAAGAACAAGAUCAACCGCUAUGCCUUCAGCGGUGGCCGUGAGACUCUUGAGGAGCACCGCGAGAAGGGAGGAAACCCCGAUGUCGAUGUGGCGUACAUCUACCUCACCUACUUUGAGGACGACGACGAGAAGCUCGAGAAGAUCUACAACGACUACAAGAGCGGCGCCCUCCUGACGGGCGAGCUGAAGAAGCUAGCGAUCGAGGCUCUGCAGCCUUACGUGGCGCAGUUCCAGGAGCGGAGAAAGGAGGUGACGGACGAGGUGCUGGAUGCCUUUAUGAAGCCGCGGAAACUGCAGUGGGCCGGAAACCCGAACCCCAAGCCCAAGGAGGAGAAGAAGAAGGAGGAGAAGAAGGGCAAGGCUGAGAAGAAGGCCGAGGACAAGACUGUCGAGCUGCCUGACAGAACGGCUGAGCCUUCAGCUUAG